Molecule: messenger RNA, 237 nt
Organism: Blepharisma stoltei
Lineage: Eukaryota; Ciliophora; Heterotrichea; Heterotrichida; Blepharismidae
Source: the annotation of a GenBank genome assembly
AUGGGUCUUAGCAUUAUAAACAAGAGAUUUCAAUAUUAUCAAUCUUAUGCAGAAUCAAUUGUGCGAAAUAAUGCUUUAGAAUCAAAAUUCAUAAAAAAAUGUAUUUGUCCAUUUUCAUGAAAAUUCAUCAAAAAAAUCCUGAAAAAUAGCACAUUAGUCAUCAUAUUGUGUACGCCCACACAAAGGGGGCAUUCACUCACAAAAACCCCUCAGAAUUUUUAUAUUCUGCCCAAAUAA